UGAGGCCACCGUCUUUGUUUUUAAAAAGUUGUCCAUUACUAAAUUUAGCUCAGGCUGUAAAUUCAAGGGAAGCAGGAAGAAGAAGUAGUCAUAUUGCUCAACUUUGCUUGAGUUUCCAGUGAAGAUGCAGUUGUGUAGCGCUCUGGCGUAUAUGUUAGUUAUUUGUUCCGGGCUGUGUUGGGGGGACACCCCUGCCAACUGCACUUAUGAGGACUUGCUGGGGACAUGGGUCUUCCAGGUGUCUAACGGGGGUCAUGACAAGACUGUCAACUGCUCCGGUGAAGCCACAGGUGAAAGCUCCGUGAUGUUUACACUUGAGAAGCUUACUGUAGCCAAAGACGAGCUGGGAAACACUGGCUUUUUCACCCUAAUCUACAACCAGGGUUUUGAAGUAGUCAUUAAUGGCUACAAAUGGUUUGCAUUCUUCAAGUACACUGAAGAGGGCCCGAAGGUGACCAGCUACUGUGACCAUACCCUACCAGGAUGGGUGCAUGAUGUCCUAGGCAACAACUGGGGCUGUUUUGUUGGGAAGAAAUUGAAACCAGUAGCACCACUGGCUUCUUAUAAACCAGCACUGAGCCCCAGGCUCCUCAAAAUACCUUUUACACCAAACCAGGACGUCAUUGAGUCCAUUAACUCAGCCCAGAAUUCUUGGAAGGCUGUCUCCUACCCAGAAUAUAAGACUUACUCAAUGCAGGACCUACUCUACAAAGCAGGGGGACCAGCCUCCCGUAUUUCUGUCCAUGUUCACCCUACUUCUGUGACUGCUGAAGAAGCCAAGUUGGCAGCAGCUCUACCGGAGCACUGGGACUGGAGGAACGUGGAUGGCAUAAACUUUGUCAGCCCUGUUCGAAACCAAGCUUCAUGCGGUAGCUGCUACUCUUUCGCCUCCAUGGGAAUGCUAGAGGCUCGUAUCCGAAUCCGAACCAACAACAGUGAGACUCCCAUACUCAGCCCCCAACAAGUUGUUUCCUGCUCUGAAUUUUCUCAAGGUUGUGAUGGUGGCUUUCCUUUCCUGAUUGGAAAGUACGUCCAGGACUUCGGUAUCGUGGAUGAGUCCUGUUUUCCUUAUGUUGGAAAAAACACUCCCUGCGGAGUCCCUAAAAAAUGCAGUCGGACUUACGUAGCAGAAUACAGCUACGUGGGAGGAUUUUACGGCGGCUGCAGUGAGGCUGCCAUGAUGCUGGAACUGGUACAGAAUGGCCCCAUGGCGGUGGCCUUUGAGGUGUACCCGGACUUCAUGUACUACAAGGAAGGAAUAUACCAUCACACAGGCAUCUCGGAAUCUUUCAAUCCCUUCGAGCUGACAAACCACGCUGUGCUGCUGGUGGGCUACGGCCGCUGUCAUAUGACUGGCCAGAAAUACUGGCUUGUCAAGAAUAGCUGGGGCACCAGCUGGGGAGAAGAUGGCUACUUCCGAAUCCGCCGGGGAAGCGAUGAGUGUUCCAUCGAAAGCAUCGCAGUCGCAGCCAAGCCCAUUCCAAAACUCUAAAGGCUUUUUUUAAUUGAUUUUUUAGGAUGCACUGUAAGAGAGACCCAAUGUUUUUUCUUCAAGCUGUAGUUUUAAACCCUUCCAUUGCUGAUCAAGAGCAAUUUGGGACUAACAGUUUAAUGACUUAACAGUAUUCUAAAAUGGAAAUCACAAGUAUGCUGGUUAGCUUUCGUUUCAGCUCCACUUGUGAGUUAGUUUAUAAUUUUAGUUGUAACUGAGUGUCAUUUUGAAAUCUAUGGAAUGUUUUUAAAAUUCAAUUUGCUUCUCUUCAAUUAAUGACUGCACUGCUAUUGUGGCUUGAACUUACACAUGUGAUGGUAUAAAGGGAAUUGUCAAGUGUUUGCCAUAUCUGCCUGUCAGGGUCUUGUUGGUUUGUCUCAGGGAAGUACAGCCAAUGUUCAUAUGUUCAUGAAUCAGUUUUAAACCAUGUAUGUUUGCCUUUCAUAAUAAUAAAGGGAGAUAAACAUUGAUAAGCAUUUCUUAGUAUACACAUUGAUGUGAUGGCCAUAAAAUUCAUUUUAACAAAUUACAGGAACACUUUGAUCAUUCGAGAUUUCUUUCUUAGCAUUUAUAUUGCAUUUUGUGUCUUCAGUUUUUUUCUCCUCUUUCUUUCUUCCUUCCUUUCUUUUUUUCUAUUACACUAAAUCUUGUGGCUUUUGACUUUUCUUUCUUUUUCUUUUUCAAAUAUUUUUAUUCAAUUUUUUCAUGUAUAUAAACAGAAAUUUACAAACAAGAUAACACAAGAUAAACCCUCCCCACCCACAACCCCAAAUGUCCUGAAUAACUAUAGUAUUUAGGCAAACAAAUACAUAUCAAUGAUGAGUUAAAGGCAGUGCAUCACAAAAUAAAAGCUGUUGCAUUUAUGUCCAUAUCUGUAUAUAUCUUUAUCUUUAGAGAGAGAAAAUGUAAAAAUAGGAGGAGAAUGAUUGUAUUUAUCCAUACGUCUCAAGGGUUCCCUCCGAACAUCUGAGCAUAUCUCAUGGCUUUGUUUGAGUUUUGUGAAAGUACGUCAGAAAAGGAUCCCACGUCGUAUGGAACCUUCUCCUUGACCUAGUCAAAGAGAAGCGCAACAUUUCUAGUUUGAGGCAAGACAUUAAAUCCCGACGCCACUGGAUAAGCGUGGGCAGGGCAGCCCCCUUCCACUGUAGCAAAAUUGUGCGUCUAGCCAAGAGCAGAGCAAAGGUGACCAUACGUUGUUCUGUAGAUGACAAGUGAUCAUUAUCUUCACGAAAAAUACCAAACAAAGCAAGGGUAGGAUUGAUGUUAAUAUUCUUAUUUAGUACUGUGGACAGAGUUUGGAAAAUAUCAAACCAAAAUUUCUGCAGUUUGGGGCACAGCCAAUACAUAUGUAUCAAUGUAGCGUCCCCAAAUUUGCAUUUAUCACAGGUGGCCGUAAUGUUCGGGUAAAAACUGGACAGUUUAGCUUUGGACAUGUGAGCCCUGUGCACCACCUUGAACUGAAGAAGGCAGUGCCUAGCACAGAUUGAUGAUUUAUGUAUUGAAGAUAGUAUAGAUUCCCACAAAUUAUCAGGGAGAUGCCCCAAAUCUUGUUCCCAAGCUGCCCUUACCUUAUCAAUAGCUGAACCCAAUGAUAACGAAAUGUAGUUAUGCAGUUUUGACAGUGCACCUUCGGAAAGUGGAUCAAAGGAGAGAAACCGGUCGAUUGGAUUAGGACUGGGUACUAAGGGGAAAUUGGGCACAUUAGAGCGCACAUAAUGCCUGACUUGCAAAUAACGAAAAAAGUGAGUUCUGGGUAGAUUAUAUUUCUCAGUCAGUUGAGUAAAUGAUACAAAGUGUCCAUCUUCAAACAUGUCAGCAAAUGAUUUGAUACCCUUAUCGUGCCAUAUCCGAAAGUUAUAAUCACAAGAAGAGGGGAUGAAAAGGUGGUUGGAGGCAAUCGGACUCAAGAGAGAAAACAGUUUGUAGUUAAAGAAUCUCCUAAACUGGACCCAUAUACGAAGGGUGUGACGUACCACUGGGUUAAGUGAGUUUGGUAUUUGACAGUCUGAUGAUGCAGCUAGAAGUGCAGGAAGAGAGACAUUUUCACAGGAGUCCAGCUCCAAAGACGUCCAGCCUGGACCAUCCAGUUGAAGAUAAAAAUGAGUCCAGAAAGCGAUACAGCGAAUAUUAGCAGCCCAGUAAUAAUGACGAAAGUCUGGGAGCCCCAUACCUCCGUCCUUCUUUGGUCUCCGUAAUAUGGCUUUACCGACCCGAGGCCUUUUUCCUUGCCAUAUGUACGAGGAAACUAUGGAAUCUAGAGAAACAAAAAAGGCUUUUGGAAUAAGUACUGGAAUAUUCUGAAAUAAGUACAUAAAUUUUGGAAGUAUAUUCAUUUUUAUUGAGUUUAUACGUCCGGCAAGCGAUAAUGUUAAGGGAGACCACUGUGAUAAUGAUGUUUUAACCUGAUUUAACAAAACAGUAAAAUUAUCUCUUAGAAGAUUCUUAAACUGCCUUGUAACGACCACUCCCAAAUAUGUAAACUGUCUCUCUUCAAUCUGGAACGGGGUGCUGCUAUUGUCCAAAACCAGCGCUUCUCUAUUAACUGGGAAUAAUUGACUCUUAGAUAUAUUGAUUUUGUAUCCAGACACUGAGCUAAAUUGCUCAAGCAAUGUAAGAGCAGCUGGAAGCGAGGUGUUGGGGUCAGACACAUACAGGAGGAGAUCAUCUGCAUACAGAGACACCUUAUGCUCAGUACCUCCUCUCCAAAUACCAGAAAUAUCCUGGUUGUUCCGGAGUGCAAUUGCAAGUGGUUCAAUUGCCAAGGCAAAAAGAAUGGGGCUUAGUGGACAACCCUGGCGGGUUCCACGACCCAAUGCAAAGGGCUGAGAACUUAUGCUAUUUGUUUGAACUCUUGCAAUGGGAGAAGAAUACAGCAAUUUUAUCGAUGCUAUGAGUGUUGGACUAAGACCAAACUUUUCCAGGACCUUAAACAAGUACUUCCACUCUACCCGAUCAAACGCCUUUUCGGCAUCAAGUGAGACUAUACAUUCAGGAACAUUACUCGGGCUUGAGUAUAAAAUAUUAAAGAGCCGCCGAGUGUUAAAGAAGGAGUGUCGGUUUUUAAUGAAACCCGUCUGAUCCUGCGCUAUUAUUAAAGUGGCAGCUUCCUCUAGCCGGUGUGCUAUUGCCUUGGCAAAAAUUUUUGCAUCUGUAUUCAGCAAAGAAAUUGGUCGGUAAGAAGCACAGCGUGUGGGAUCCUUACCCUUUUUGGCAAUGAGAGUUAUACGAGCCUCAUUCAUGGACUGAGGAAGUGAACCAAGCCUGAGUGACUCAGAGAAAACGGUGACAAGGUACGGUGAGAGUAAUGCUGAGAAUGUCUUAUAGAAAUCUGAUGGUAAACCAUCCGGGCCAGGCAUCUUCGAGGAUUGCAUGGAUGCAAUAGCCCGGGUUAUCUCCACCUGGGACACAGGACCCUCCAUUUUCCCCAGUAAUGUUGAUGGAAUGGUUGGGAUGGGUAGAGGGUCAAGAAAGGCUGCAAUAGUUGCAUCAUCAUCAUCAUCAUCGUACUUGUUAAAUUGCGAGGUAUACAGCUGGGCAUAAAAACUUUUAAAGGUGUCAUUUAUUUCAGUAGGAUCGAGAGAAAUAUCACCAUUGUCUGUUUGAAUACGUGUUAUAAAUUGUUUAGCUUUUUGGCCUUUUAAUUGAUUAGCUAGCAAUUUCCCAAUCUUCUCACUGUUCUCAUAGUACAUGCUUUUACUUUUUAACAGGAGGUUUUCAGUUUGGUAAGUAGUGAGAAGGUCCAGCUUUGUUUUCAAUUCUACACGUUGGUUAAAUAGCUCUGAGGUUUGAUCAAGAGCAUAGUGACAA
Molecule: messenger RNA, 5299 nt
Organism: Corythoichthys intestinalis (scribbled pipefish)
Lineage: Eukaryota; Metazoa; Chordata; Actinopteri; Syngnathiformes; Syngnathidae
Gene: ctsc
Product: cathepsin C
Exons: 8
Coding region: 125-1492 (455 amino acids)
Cellular component (GO): lysosome
Molecular function (GO): cysteine-type endopeptidase activity
Source: RefSeq, a predicted model, not a curated record